GGGAGAUGUUAAUCUCUGUGGCUUUGGGCCAGGUGUUAUCCCUCCUUAUUUGUGGAAUUGGCUUGACCAGCAAGUACCUGUCAGAAGAUUUUCAUGCCAAUACACCAGUCUUCCAGAGUUUCCUCAACUACAUCCUUCUCUUCUUGGUCUAUACCACUACCCUAGCUGUCAGACAAGGAGAAGAAAAUCUCUUGGCAAUUUUACGACGAAGAUGGUGGAAAUAUAUGAUCCUGGGACUCGUAGACUUGGAAGCCAAUUACCUGGUGGUUAAGGCUUACCAAUACACAACUCUGACCAGUAUCCAGCUCCUGGAUUGUUUUGUGAUUCCAGUGGUGAUUUUGCUCUCCUGGUUCUUCCUGCUGAUCCGGUACAAGGCUGUGCAUUUCAUCGGCAUCGUUGUCUGCAUCCUGGGAAUGGGAUGCAUGGUAGGAGCAGAUGUGCUGGUGGGAAGGCAUCAGGGAGCAGGAGAAAAUAAGCUGGUAGGAGACCUUCUGGUUCUGGGAGGAGCCACACUGUAUGGCAUCUCUAACGUCUGGGAAGAAUACAUCAUCCGGACCCUGAGCCGAGUGGAGUUCCUAGGAAUGAUUGGUCUCUUUGGUGCAUUUUUCAGUGGAAUUCAAUUGGCCAUUAUGGAGCACAAGGAGCUGUUAAAGGUGCCCUGGGACUGGCAAAUAGGACUGCUCUACGUUGGCUUUAGUGCCUGCAUGUUUGGUCUCUACAGCUUUAUGCCCAUCGUCAUAAAGAAAACCAGCGCCACCUCCGUCAAUCUCUCUCUGCUCACAGCAGACCUGUACAGCCUGUUCUGUGGACUGUUUCUCUUCCACUACAAGUUUUCAGGACUUUAUCUCCUGUCUUUCUUCACCAUCCUUAUCGGGCUGGUGCUCUACUCCUCCACCUCCACGUACAUAGCCCAGGACCCCAGAGUGUACAAGCAGUUCCGCAAUCCUUCAGGACCUGUUGUGGACUUACCAACCACAGCUCAGGUGGAGCCUUCAGUCACCUACACCAGCCUGGGCCAGGAGACCGAAGAGGAACCCCAUGUACGUGUGGCCUAGGAUGAAUCCUGCCCUGCCCACUGAGGAUAACUCAGGGGCCCUAUGUUUGCCCAUCAUCUCUGUAUUGUACAUAGAGAAAGGUAUUUACUAGGUGCAGUUUACAUAGGUGGACUGCAAGGUAGCAGAUGCUCUGAAAGUUCGUAAAAGGAACAAAGUAAAGCUCACUGGAGACACAGGCUGCGAUCCACCUGAGCAGGAGGGAUGCCUAGCUGGUGAGCACGAACCCCUACUCCGUAUCAGUUACUGUGAACAUUUUUGAAUCAAAAGCAAGUAUUCCUGUUAUUAUGAUUUAUAUUAUUAUUGUUACUGUUCUUAAACUUUCAGGAGGAGGUUUUGUACUCCUGGUAGGAACUAUUGCCAGAUCCACACAUAGUCAGCAUCAAUCCCACUUUUUUUUAUGGCAAAUCACUUUUUAAGAAUCACAGGGGUUUUUGGUUUGUUUUUGUUUUUGUUUUUUGGGGGGUGCAGACUAUGUGAGUGAUGCAUGCCACAGGAGCUCCACCCCUGAGACGUGUCCUCGUCCUAGGGACCCGGUGUGUAAUGGUUUCCUCUGUUAGAUGUGUGACUGCCUGCUCA
Dipodomys ordii (Ord's kangaroo rat) is the source of this 1631-nucleotide messenger RNA. It is a transcript of the gene Slc35f1, whose product is annotated as solute carrier family 35, member F1. Gene Ontology annotation, cellular component: membrane. The transcript is spliced from 7 exons. Lineage: Eukaryota; Metazoa; Chordata; Mammalia; Rodentia; Heteromyidae. Bases 6 to 1055 code for a protein of 349 amino acids. Gene Ontology annotation, biological process: transmembrane transport. Gene Ontology annotation, molecular function: transmembrane transporter activity. The record is from RefSeq and is a predicted model, not a curated record.